This is a messenger RNA of Gopherus evgoodei (Goodes thornscrub tortoise), 3198 nucleotides long. RefSeq names its product 24-hydroxycholesterol 7-alpha-hydroxylase-like. The record is from RefSeq and is a predicted model, not a curated record. Gene Ontology annotation, biological process: cholesterol homeostasis; bile acid biosynthetic process. Lineage: Eukaryota; Metazoa; Chordata; Testudines; Testudinidae. Gene Ontology annotation, molecular function: oxidoreductase activity, acting on paired donors, with incorporation or reduction of molecular oxygen; heme binding; steroid hydroxylase activity. Bases 109 to 1515 code for a protein of 468 amino acids. The transcript is spliced from 12 exons.
UCUGUCUGACCUGGACUGAGCCUGGGCAAUCUUUCCAGCUGGGCUCCUCAGCACGGCAGCCAGUUCAAAGCAGUAGGAGGAGCAGCUCCUCGGUCAGUGUACAGGAAAAUGGACAUAACUAUGGCUGUUCUGUUGGCCUUGGUUCUGGGACUUCUGAUGGUCAAGUUUGCUUUGUUUCAGCCAAGAAAUCCAAAUUCCCCACCUUGCAUUAGUGGCUGGAUCCCUUGGUUGGGAGCUGCAUUUCAGUUUGGGAAAGCUCCUCUGGAGUUUAUAGAACAAGCCAGAGUCAAGUAUGGGCCAAUAUUCACAGUGUUUGCUCUGGGAAAUCGAUUCACCUUUGUGACUGAGGAAGAGGGGAUUGAAGCAUUUUUUACAUCUAAGGACAUAGAUUUUGAGCAGGCGGUGCAGCAAACAGUCCAGCGCACAACUUCAGUUCCUGCAGAAAUCUUUUAUCGGAACCAUAGCAGGCUCUAUAGCAUGAUGAAAGGAAAAAUGGGUACCUCUAGCCUAUACCUUUUUGCUGGAACUCUGUGUCAAGAAUUACAUGAGCACAUGGACUGCUUGGGCACAGCAGGAACUGAGAAUCUCAGUGAUCUAAUAAGAUCUGUCAUGUAUCCAGCAACCGUAAAUAUCUUAUUUGGAAAAGGCAUCUGUCCAACAAACAAGAGUGACAUCAAGGAGUUUGAAGAACAUUUUCAGAAGUAUGAUGAGGGUUUUGAAUAUGGGUCUCAGAUGCCUGAGUAUUUUAUGAGAAACUGGUCUAAGUCCAAAAAAUGGCUUCUAAAAGUGUUUGAAAAAGUGGUAUCAGACGCUGAGAGAGCCAACCUGUCAGACAGUGAUUCCAAGACACUGCUGCAGCAUCUCCUGGAUAACUUGCAUGGAAAACAUUUAGCUCCCAAUUACGCUCUCUUAUUGCUCUGGGCCUCCCAGGCGAAUGCUAUGCCUGUGGCAUUUUGGACCCUGGCAUUUAUACUAUCCCACCCUUCUGUUUACAAGAACAUCAUGGAGGACCUCGGUUCUGUUUUUGGCAAAGCAGGUAAAGAGAAUAUUGAAAUAUCUGAAGAUGACCUUAAGAAGCUGCUCUUAAUUAAAUGGUGCACUUUGGAAGCCAUACGGCUACGGUCUCCAGGUGCAAUCACUAAGAAAGUGGUGAAUCCAAUAAAAAUUCAGACUUUCACCAUCCCUGCAGGUGACAUGCUGAUGUUGUCUCCAUAUUGGGUGCACAGGAAUCCAAAAUACUUUCCGGACCCUGAAACAUUCAGACCUGAUCGUUGGAAAGAAGCAAAUUUAGAGAAGAAUGCUUUCUUGGACGGCUUCGUGGCAUUUGGAGGAGGGAAGCAUCAGUGUCCAGGAAGGUGGCUUGCUAUAAUGGAGGUUCACAUGCUAGUCAUUUUGUUCCUUUACAAAUACGAAUUUAUUCUUUUGGACCCAGUACCAAAUGAGAGCCUUCUCCAUUUAGUGGGGACACAGCAGCCCGUGGGAGCAUGCCGGGUUCAGUAUAAACUCCGGCACUGAAAGCUGACUUGACUAACUCUGGUUCCUUUGCCAGCUGCAGUCUUUGAGGGACCAUUGCUCUGUUUCCCUUUGGCAUGUCCUAUGUGUCCAAAUGUAGUCAGUGCCAUAAGCAGUUGUUUAAAUAGUUUCAAAUGCUGUAUGUACUCUGAGUAGUUUUUAUAUCAUGCCCAACACUGUGGUAUCUAAGCACCUGGACCUAUGUGUCUAGGACACAGUAUUUAAAACCCAGCCUUCCUUUAUGCAUCUGCAAUUUGUGGGUGCAAUGACUGGCAGCGUGUAGCUAUCUAACUUGCUGGUUGCACCCACAAGUCAGGCGUUUAGGGGCCAGAUUCAUUAUGCUCACUAUUACUUUGGAGCACCAAGUAGGAGGCGGUGCUGGGAGCUCUUUGAAAAUUAGGUCCUGUUGGCCCAGUUCACGCUUGUGCUGCAUGUUCACUUAGACCAGUGCAAAGUGACUGGUAAGCGUUAGCAGGUCAGAACAAUAAUACUUUGCACUGGUGUAAAUGAAUACACAAAGUGCAGGACAAUAGUGAAUUGGGCCCUCUGGAUCAAAUCCUCAGCUGGUGUAAAUCAGCAUAACUCCUCUGUCUUUGCUGGAACGUUCCUGAUUUACACCAGAGGAGGAGCUGACCUGUGUCUAAACGAAGGCUAAAGGAUUGUAAAUGAAAUAUAUGAAAGUGAAAGUGAUCCUGCACCCUUGGUGCAGCCAAAACUCCUACCGACUUUUCUCGAGCUUUGAUUGCUCCAGUGAUUCAGAAUUGCCCCCUACCUUAUAGUCCAAUGAAAGCCUUGCCAUGAUGUUUGUUUUCCAUUUUAUACUUUGCAGGAACUUGCAAGAAAACUUUGUCUAAGGUCUAGAAGACUUUUUUGCUUUCUUUUAAUGAUUUACAGCAUGUGAGAUGCCAAUCUUUUUUGGCUGUUGCACAAAUCUAAAAAUAUCUAACCCUAAAAAGAAAAUCUGGAAUUAAGCACUGUUUGAGGAAGCAGUUCAACAAAUUAAAAAUGUCUUUUAGAAUAUACAAAAUUUUAACUGCUGUCAGAUAAUAGCCUUGUUUGUAUAUCUUUAGUUUUAAGUAAAGACCACUGAUCACUUUUACAAAUAUUUGCCCCCAAAAUGCACAUUUUAAAACACUAAGAACUACAGAAUAAAGUUCCAUAGGAAAAAAAUAUAUAACAGCUGUAGCAUGAUGCGCUAAAUUGAUGACCAGAUCUUAUCUCGCUUGGUUUAUGGAUCUGACAGUGUUGCAAGCUAGCCACAUGGUUAGUUGGUGAUUUUGGUGGUGGUAUAUUAUAGUGGUCUCUAGUUGUGUUCAUUAUAGUUACAUCUGCAAGACACUUUCCACUCUCUCACCUCCUGUUUUUAGUUGCUUAAGUGGUUCUGAAACACUUACUAUUAGAGCUGAUAUUUUCAUGUGUGGUCACUGCCUAAAAGUAUGUGUCUUUAUAUAUUUUUCAUUUUUGAAAGUCUGAGCAAAAUCUGUUCUGGUAUUUUGCAAUCGUGAGCAUGGAAAAUGUCUUUCCCGUUGCUUUAAAAUAAACACUCUCAUGGUUUUCCACUCCAAAAGGGCAACAUCACACUGGAUACACCAGUAAUCCCGAAUGAGCAGUAAUGACACUAUGUGCUAUGAACAUUUUUUUUUUGCAGCAGAGUUAUGUGUUACCAGAUUUGCCUGUUACUUUGAA